AUGUUUACUCUUAUUGGAUGGGAGGAUAUAGUCUUCAAAGAUCCACUCAACACCUUUUCCGGCAUAGAGAACUAUAAAUCAAUCUUUUGGGCACUAAGAUUUCACGGGAGGAUAUUCUUCCGGGCUCUGUGGGUUGACAUCGUUAGUGUGUGGCAGCCCACGGAGAACAUGAUAAUGGUCCGUUGGACUGUGCACGGCAUCCCACGAAUCCCUUGGGAGGUUCGUAGCAGAUUUGAUGGUACCUCAGAGUAUAAGCUCGACAGGGAAGGAAAAAUAUACGAGCACAAGGUUCACAAUAUCGCUCUCAACGGGCCCCAGAAGUUCCAUGUGCUGUCUGUCGACCAGUUGAUCCAGUCAGUCGGGUGCCCAUCUACACCAAAGCCCACUUACUUCGAGUUAUCGACCUCUUCAUCAACAAAUAGCUCGCGUUUGGUGAGUUUAUCUGCUGUUAAAUGCCAUUUGGCUUCUUUUUUGACAAGAUUUAUAAGAAGUGGGAUUCGAACUCACGCCCUUUCUCUGGAAGACCAGAACUACCCGAUGAUGAAUCAAAUGGGUAUGGUUCCGUUUAAUUCCGGCCACUCUCCCUGGCCGGCUCCGCCGCCUCCGCCGCCACCGUCGCUGCCGCCAGUACCGCCAGUGCCGCCAGUGCCACCACCAACUGCUUCUUUCUGGACCGCCGGAAACGUUAGCAGCCGCCUUGAAGAACUUCAACAUACUUUAAACCUAGCCAAAGCAAUGCAAAAAGAGUUGGAGAUGUUUAUUCAGAUGAAAGAAAUGGAAGUAACUACAGAAGGUGAAGCUAAAAGGCAUGGUGAUAUGUCCAUUGAUAGGUUUCUUGAGUUUAUGAAGGACAAUAAAAUUGACUUGGAAUUCCAAGAGUCAAUGUCUCUGAACUCUGCGAAUGCUAUAAUGUCGAAAUUGAGAUAUCAAUUGGAGCCCUUCAGGGUUGUUACUGAUGGGAAUACGCCCUGGGAGGAAAAAUCUGCUGUGAAAAGAUUAGCGGAUAAAAUGGAGAAGUAUAAAAGAAAUAAACUUUGGCGAAAAAGGAAGAGAAGGAGAGUAGCUGAGAAUUUAGCCAGGGAGCGUGAGCAGUUUGAUAAGAUAGAUAAAGAAGCUGAUGAAUGGAGGGCUCGGGAGAUUGCUAAAGAUAUUGCACAAAAGAAGGUGGAAAAGAUGAAGGAAAUAGCCAAGAUAAAGGCAAAAGACGAAAAGAAAAAACUGCAAUCUGAGAUCGAGCUAGUGUUGAUAGUUGAAAAGCUGCAGGAGUUACGCUCAAUCAGAAUACAGAAACUGAAAAAACAAGGUCAUUUUUUUCCAGAAGAGGAUGAUAAAUUUCUCGAACGUGUUAGAGCUGCGGUCGAGGAGGAGGAGCGUCAAUCCAUGGUGGCAGCUGUUACAGAUGCUGCUAAAGAUGCUAUUGCUAAUGCCGAGGAGUCAACAAAACAAAUCCGCAAUCAUUCGCUCAGUUCGGAAAAAAUAGAGCUUAAUAAUGAUGGAGUUGGGGUAAGGCAAGACCAUAAGAACGAGAGUAGUAAUGAAGGAGCUUCAGAAGUGUUUGUCCAAGAAGCGAAAAGACGUGAAAUGAAUGGACCAUCUUCAGGCAGCUCGUACGACUCUGUUGCUAAUUUGCCCAUGGAAUUUUACCAUUACUAUCACGGUAGCAGUACCGAUAUGGGCACACUCAUUGAGGUUAGAAGAACAUGGGACACGUACAUACGACCUGGAGGAAGCUGUAUACCGGGUCAUUGGGUUCAACCGCCACCCCCAGCAGAUGAUAUAUGGGCAUCCUACCUUGUAAACCCCAAACAACCUUAA
Messenger RNA from Striga hermonthica, 1815 nucleotides. Lineage: Eukaryota; Viridiplantae; Streptophyta; Magnoliopsida; Lamiales; Orobanchaceae. The record is from the annotation of a GenBank genome assembly.